Molecule: messenger RNA, 1982 nt
Organism: Salvia hispanica
Lineage: Eukaryota; Viridiplantae; Streptophyta; Magnoliopsida; Lamiales; Lamiaceae
Product: NADP-dependent malic enzyme
Biological process (GO): malate metabolic process; pyruvate metabolic process
Cellular component (GO): chloroplast
Molecular function (GO): malate dehydrogenase (decarboxylating) (NADP+) activity; NAD binding
Source: RefSeq, a predicted model, not a curated record
UCCUGCUACCUCACUCACUAGCACCACCACCUUAGAGAGAGAGAGAGAGAGAAAUUGAGAGAGAUGGAGAGCUUUCUGAAGGAGCACAGGGGAGGGGAGUCGGUGCUGGACCUGAGCCCGAGAUCCACCGUCGGCGGUGGAGUCGAAGAUGUCUACGGCGAAGAUCGCGCCUCCGAGGAUCAGCUCGUCACUCCCUGGACCGUCUCCGUCGCCAGUGGGUAUAGUCUGCUGAGAGAUCCCCAUCAUAACAAGGGGCUUGCAUUCACUGAGAAGGAGAGAGAUGCGCAUUACUUGCGUGGUCUUCUGCCUCCCGUUGUUAUCUCCCAAGAGCUUCAGGAGAAAAAGUUGAUGCAUAGCAUUCGCCAGUAUCAGCUUCCCCUGCACAAGUACAUGGCUAUGAUGGAGCUCGAGGAGAGGAACGAGAGAUUGUUCUACAAGCUUCUCAUUGAUAAUGUGGAGGAGCUACUCCCAGUUGUGUACACUCCAACAGUUGGCGAGGCGUGCCAAAAAUAUGGAAGUAUCUUUAGGAGGCCUCAGGGUUUAUAUAUAAGUUUAAAGGAAAAGGGGAAGAUACUCGAGGUCCUUAGGAACUGGCCCGAGAGGUCAAUUCAAGUCAUUGUCGUCACUGAUGGUGAGAGGAUUUUGGGACUUGGUGAUCUUGGCUGCCAGGGAAUGGGAAUACCGGUGGGGAAAUUGGCAUUAUACACCGCUCUAGGAGGCGUCAGGCCUUCUGCGUGUUUGCCAAUAACAAUCGACGUUGGAACAAACAAUGAGACGCUACUGAAUGAUGAAUUCUACAUUGGGCUCAAACAAAGACGGGCGACUGGAAAGGAAUAUUAUGACCUUCUGGAAGAGUUCAUGACUGCUGUGAAGCAAAAUUAUGGUGAAAAAGUUCUUGUACAGUUUGAAGAUUUUGCCAACCACAAUGCCUUUGAGCUCUUGUCCAAGUACGGGACCACUCACUUAGUCUUUAACGAUGAUAUACAGGGGACCGCAUCUGUGGUGCUUGCCGGCCUCGUUGCUUCGCUUAAGCUUCUUGGCGGCUCCUUGGGUGAUCAUACAUUCUUGUUCCUCGGAGCUGGUGAGGCUGGAACUGGUAUCGCUGAACUUAUAGCGCUUGAAAUAUCAAAACAGACCAAAGCUCCUUUGGAAGAAACACGUAAGAAGAUUUGGCUUGUAGACUCAAAGGGAUUGAUUGUUAGUUCUCGUAAGGAAUCUCUCCAGCACUUCAAGCAACCUUGGGCUCACGAGCAUGAACCCUGUAAAAAUCUCUUAGACGCUGUCAAGGCUAUUAAACCAACAACUCUGAUCGGAACUUCUGGUGUUGGAAAACAAUUCACUAAGGAGGUGGUCGAGGCUAUGGCCGCCUUCAACAAGACGCCUCUUAUCAUGGCUCUCUCGAAUCCUACCUCACAAGCCGAGUGCACUGCUGAAGAAGCUUAUACUUGGACCGAGGGGCGUGCUAUCUUUUCGAGCGGAAGUCCUUUCGACCCUGUAGAGUUGAACGGAAAACUCCAUGUUCCUGGCCAGGCAAAUAAUGCUUAUAUCUUUCCCGGGCUUGGUUUCGGGUUGGUCAUCUCUGGUGCAAUCCGGGUGCAUGACGACAUGCUUCUAGCAGCUUCGGAGGCGUUGGCUGGUCAAGUGACGCAGGAACACUACGACAAAGGGAUGAUAUAUCCUCCAUUCACGAAUAUCAGAAAGAUCUCAGCUCAUAUCGCUGCGAAUGUAGCUGCUAAGGCAUAUGAACUAGGUUUGGCGACGAGACUCCCUCGACCAGCGGACUUGGUUAAGUACGCCGAGAGCUGCAUGUUCACACCAAACUACAGAAGCUACCGUUGAAGGAAGCAUGGUGUGUGUGGUUGUAUUUGUUUGUGAGAUUUGUUUGCUACAUUAUGUUGUUGCUUCUAAGUUCUAAAAUAAGUGUGAUCUGUGUAUCUAUCGAUGCUAAAUUAAACUUAAUAAACCGUUUUUUUUGCUUUCAA